Molecule: messenger RNA, 560 nt
Organism: Nannospalax galili (Upper Galilee mountains blind mole rat)
Lineage: Eukaryota; Metazoa; Chordata; Mammalia; Rodentia; Spalacidae
Product: neuromedin-U receptor 2-like
Exons: 1
Biological process (GO): G protein-coupled receptor signaling pathway
Cellular component (GO): plasma membrane
Molecular function (GO): neuromedin U receptor activity
Source: RefSeq, a predicted model, not a curated record
UCCUGGUGGGGGUCGUGGGCAACCUCUUGGUGUGCCUGGUGAUCCUCCGGCACCAGACCCUGAAGACACCCACCAAUUACUACCUGUUCAGCCUGGCUGUCUCGGACCUGCUGGUCCUGCUCCUGGGGAUGCCUCUGGAAGUCUACGAGAUGUGGUACAACUACCCCUUCAUCUUUGGGCCGGUGGGAUGCUACUUCAAGACGGCCCUCUUUGAGACCGUGUGCUUCGCCUCCAUCCUCAGCAUCACCACGGUCAGCGCGGAGCGUUACGUGGCCAUCGUCCACCCAUUCCGGGCCAAGCUGGAGAGCACGCGGCGGCGGGCCCUGCGAAUCCUCGGCCUGGUCUGGGGCUUGUCCGUGGUCUUCUCCCUGCCCAACACCAGCAUCCACGGUAUCAAACUACACUAUUUCCCCAACGGAUCCUCUGUGCCGGGCUCAACCACCUGCACGGUCACCAAGCCCAUGUGGGUGUACAACCUCAUCAUCCAGGUCACCUCCUUCCUCUUCUACAUCCUCCCCAUGACCCUCAUCAGCGUCCUCUACUGCCUCAUGGGGCUCAGA